CUUGCUUCCCUGCAUUGAUGCAGUAGGAAACUGGUGGGCGAAGGGGAAUCGGAGACGAUGGAUUGUAUCCUAAAAUUUUUGCGCACACGCUUACCAUAACUCUAGUCAAAACGUCAAAAAACAGACACUUUAGAUCGAUCCCUCCUCACCUCAAAUGGCAUCUUUUCAUAUUACGGUAGUGGCGAUUGCUGGCAUACUGAUGUGCAUCGUCGGAACCACUACCGAAGCCGUAACUACGGAAGAGAGAGUCCAACUGCGGGAACAAGUUAAAGAAAUGUUUUAUCACGCCUACCGGGCUUACAUGGAUAAUGCAUACCCAGCUGAUGAGCUCAUGCCUCUGAGCUGCAAAGGCCGAUAUCGAGGAACGGAGGCCAAUCGGGGGGACAUAGAUGAUGCAUUGGGAAAUUUUUCAUUAACCCUAGUGGACACCAUGGACACAUUAAUGCUAUUAGGUGACAUGGAGGAAUUCGAAAGGGCUGUUAAACUUGUGAUCCGGGAUGUCAGCUUUGACAGUGACAUUGUCGUAUCUGUAUUUGAAACCAAUAUCCGAAUGGUUGGGGGCCUCCUGAGUGGUCACAUCCUGGCUUCAUACCUGCAGGAACGCCAUGGUCUCAUGACCUGGUACAGAGGCGACCUGCUGCUCAUGGCUAAGGAGCUUGGCUACCGGUUACUGCCAGCCUUUAAUACCACCACAGGCGUGCCACACCCUAGGAUAAAUUUACGGUUAGGCCUGAAGUCACCCAAGCUGGGACAAGUGCAUGAGACAUGCACAGCGUGUGCUGGCACAAUGAUUCUAGAGUUUGCUGCCCUGAGCAGGCUCACUGGGGAACCUGUUUUUGAGGCAAAGGCACGGGCUGCCAUGGACUACUUGUGGCAGCAGCGACACCGGUCAAGUGAUCUCAUGGGCACUGUCCUUAAUAUUCACAAUGGUGACUGGAUACGUAGAGACAGUGGCGUUGGGGCUGGCAUUGACUCCUACUAUGAGUAUUGCCUCAAAGCAUACAUACUUCUUGGAGAUGACCUCUAUCUAGAGAGGUUUAACAAGCACUACACUGCUGUGAUGAAAUACGUCAGCCAGGGUCCUAUGCUUGUUGAUGUGCACAUGCAUCGGCCCAAUACAAACUCAAGGAAUUUCAUGGAUGCCUUGCUGGCUUUUUGGCCAGGACUGCAGGUGCUCAAGGGUGACAUCAAGCCAGCCAUUGAAACACAUGAAAUGCUUUACCAAGUUAUGCAGCUUCACAAUUUUCUUCCAGAGGCAUUCACAACUGACUUCCAAGUACAUUGGGGCCAACAUCCACUGAGACCAGAAUUUGUUGAAAGCACCUAUUUCCUCUUCAAGGCAACAGGGGACCCCUACUACCUUGAAGCUGGCCGUAGAGUGGUGGAGUCAUUGCAGAAGCAUGCAAGAGUGCUUUGUGGAUUUGCAGCUGUCAAGGAUGUUCGCACUGGAACACAUGAGGACAGGAUGGACUCGUUUGUGCUAGCAGAGACGCUCAAGUACCUGUACCUGCUGUUCGCGUCACCAGAGGACCUGCCCUUAGACCUGGACCAUUUUGUCUUCACCACUGAAGCCCAUCUUCUCCCACUCAGCUUAGCACGCAUCAAUCGCACGCACUUUGACAUGAUGCAGUCACCACGAAUGAUGUUCUACGCCCCGGAGGAGGAAUUCUCACAUAGCUGCCCCAACACACACUUCCUGUUCCCCAAGAGCAACUACGCACACACUGUGCGACAGCCUCUCAAAAAUCUGGUCGAGGGUGCCUGUCCGACAGUGGCCUCCAGUACUAGGAGGCUCCAUGCAUCACAAUUUGAGGCCAACAAGAAGGAACACCUGAACUUGGUCAAGAAAAUGGGCGUAUUUGUGACACUUAUGUCUGACGGCCGCAUUCAACUCAUCCACAACGCUGCGCAGGCUGAGAGCCCCGAGGAUGCCCAGGAGGGCCUGCUGUUCAUGCAAGAGAUGAUAGAAUUGGCGAAGCAGCAGAACCAGCAAGAACAGCAUGUGCGGUCUGUGACAUUCACACUGCCUUCUACCAAGAUGCAUAUGGUUCUACAAGCGGGGCCUGCCCAGUUUGGCAAGGACCUUGGGAAGCCCGCUAAUGAAGUUCGUGCUCCACUUGUCCUGCUUGACCCUCUGCGUGGCUGUGGGGAGUUGCACAACAGUCACGAGCUUAAGGGCAAGAUUGUCAUCAUGGAGCGUGGCGAGUGUAUGUUUGUUGAGAAAGCAAGAAAAAUUCAAGCAUUUGGGGCUGUUGGAGGCAUAGUUCUGGAUAACCAGGCAGGCACCAACGCACGGCAGUCACCUGUGUUUGCCAUGUCCGGAGAUGGCACGGAUGAUGUCACUAUCCCACUUGUCUUCCUCUUCACCGAGGAUGGCCAACUGCUGCUCAAUGCAUUCAAAGAGCACCCUAACCUUGUGGUCACCUUGUCGGACCUGAGCAUCAUCUCAUCCUCGUCCUCCAACACUGAGGGCGAACCUGCUGAAGAGGCAGCCAACCAAACAUCAGGUGAAGCCAAGAAAAGCAAGAAGGCCUCCACAGCCAUGCCUACAGAAGGUGGACCAUCUUCUGCAGAAGCUGAACUUCUACGCAAGGUGCAAAUCUUACGUCGUUUGGAUGCAUUAGGUCGACUUCAUGGCGAGACAAAUGAACUACUAGAGAAAGAAGCUACCAUCCGCCGUAUGCUGGGAAAGUUGCUCAGCCAGCACAAGCUUUUUGAGAUGGAUAUUCGCAGCCUUUUGGAGCGUCUAGAAGACUUCACCGCUGAAGCCAAGACAAAGCAUUCUAGUGCCGAUGGAUUGUGCACAUCACCUCUUGUGCCUGCAACAUCUUCAGUCAACCCACUUUCCAGUGCAGAGGCCUUUGUCGCAUUCAUCAUGCUACACCACUGUGAAUAUACUACUGAAGCAUCCCGAUGACCAUGGGAACUUUCUUACUCAAACGAUCCUGCCAGGAAGUGCAUUUCUUUUUGCCCUGUCAGUGCUGCUGCCUGCUGCUGUUUCAUUGUAGGUAACUGGAGUGCACUCCAUGCCAAGGUGGUUUAGGAGUCUGCCAGUGGGUGAUAACUUCUAUUGUGAAAGCUCCUGACCAGUGCAUUCUUGGUUGUGGCCUAGUGAGCCUGGGUGAGGAAUUUACAUAUAUUCUCUUCACAAAAAUAUUUAAGACUUCUAAGCUAUAGUGUCCCUUGAAAAUUACCUACACCAUCAAAGUUACUGCAUCUGGUCCUGAUUUGAUGAAAGUGUCCACUAAGUAUUACAUCCAUGCGCCAUACCUGCCAACUCUCCUGAAUUUUCCGUAAUGUUUACGAUUUGGGCUUGUUCUAUGAUUUUAUGAAUGUUUUCUGAAGUUGUACGAAACUUGAGUUGAACUUUAGUUCAACUUGCAAACUUGUUAACUUUUGUUGGACACAUUGAUUGAACCAAGAUGUGAUGUACAGUAGGCACAAGUAGAAAACAUCCAAGAUGUGGACAGAUUGCUGAAGCUUCACAGGAUCAUAGUGAUAAUGCCGAAGAUUCUGUCAUUCGCCAUGGUAAUGGUGAUUGCCAACAGAUAUUUAGUACACAAUACCGCAAAUGAGACUCAGAAUUUUGCUCAUCGUUCUUCAACCAUACCCUUAAAGGCAUACGGACACAAAAGUUGGCGGGUGGUUUUUUU
Messenger RNA from Dermacentor silvarum, 3653 nucleotides. It is a transcript of the gene Edem2, whose product is annotated as ER degradation-enhancing alpha-mannosidase-like protein 3. The record is from RefSeq and is a predicted model, not a curated record. Gene Ontology annotation, molecular function: mannosyl-oligosaccharide 1,2-alpha-mannosidase activity; calcium ion binding. Gene Ontology annotation, biological process: carbohydrate metabolic process; mannose trimming involved in glycoprotein ERAD pathway; endoplasmic reticulum mannose trimming. NCBI's taxonomy places the organism in Eukaryota, Metazoa, Arthropoda, Arachnida, Ixodida, Ixodidae. Bases 155 to 2917 code for a protein of 920 amino acids. The transcript has 21 exons. Gene Ontology annotation, cellular component: endoplasmic reticulum; membrane.